Messenger RNA from Astrephomene gubernaculifera, 2592 nucleotides. The record is from the annotation of a GenBank genome assembly. NCBI's taxonomy places the organism in Eukaryota, Viridiplantae, Chlorophyta, Chlorophyceae, Chlamydomonadales, Astrephomenaceae.
GCCAAUUGAACAUUGUACAUUGCAAGCUCUUUCUGGUUAGCAUAUAUCUCCGAUAUUUGGGACGUUCCCACAAGACACGGUCGCACGAUAGUCGACGGCCCAGUGUAGGCUACAUCCCUAAAUACCUGCCACAAUUGCAACUAGAAAGUGCUAAAAAUGCAGCUACGCUGCAUACCCUCGACGGUUCCGGUGAUGCGUCGGCCGAGGCUUGCACCGCUGCAUGCAGGACGCUCGUCGUCGUCCACAUCCACGUACUCGGGCUCAGAGGCACGAGCCGGCCGUGACGAGCAACGCAACAAGGGCCGCGACCGCAGCAGGGGCAUUAGCAGCGGCGGCGGCCGCAGCGGUGCCCCAAGCCGGCAAGAGGAAACCCCUGCUCCGGGCUACCACCGACAACACCGAGACGACAGCAGCAACACUGCCACCGCUGACGGCGGCCGCCACCGCAGCAGCAGCAGCGCCGGCAGUGGCCCCCGUGACAAGGUUGCUAGUCCCAGCCGAAAUGGGCGCGACAGGUACGACAGCGGUGUCGUACGACGACAAGGCAACUCGUACGGCAACAACAACGACGGUAGACGCGUCGAAGGCGGCUAUCAGGGCCAGAGCGGCGGCCGCCGUGACGUCAGCAGCAACGGACGGGACGGUCGUGACGGCGGACAGAGCGGCCGUCGGGACCCACCUAGACAGCAGCAACAGCGGGAAGAAGAGGGGCAAAGGCGCUACCAGGCACGGCAAGGCGGCCGAACAGACAAGUACCCGAAGUACGGCAGGACAGACAAGUACGACAACAGUAAGCCAGACAUGAGAGCUGAAGACGAGGGCCGUGAAACCGACGACCGUAAUCUGUCCGAUGACUCGUACGAAGCUGAGGAGGAGGAGUACGAGCAUGCGGGUGAUGAGCAAUUGGAGGAAGCGGAGGGGAACUACGGGUCCCCAUCCUGGUCCCGGCGGUAUCCGCGGACCCCCAGCGGUAGCGCAGGUGGUGGCAGUACGACCUCCAUACGAGAUACGCUGCAAGGCCAGGCGCUGUACGGCGUGUUUCCCGUACUGGCGGCCCUGCGUGCCAAGAGGCGCCAGGUGCACCGCGCCUUCCUGCAUGACUCACUGGACCUGGGGAAGCGCAAGGACGCGGGGCUGCUGCGGCAGGUGCAGGCGCUGUGUGCGGAGGCGGGGGUGGAGGUGGCGCGAGUGGGGCGACAUGACCUCAACCUGCUGGCGCAGGACAGACCGCACCAGGGUCUGGUGUUGGACGUGUCCCCGCUGGAGUGGACCUCCCUGGAGGAGUUCCCCGAGGCGUCCCAGGUGGCUGCAGCAGCUGCUGCUGCUGGUGGAGCUCCGCCGGUGUGGCUGGCGUUGGACGAGGUGGUGGAUCCGCAAAACCUGGGAGCAGUGGUGCGCUCAGCCUACUGUCUGGGCGCAGCGGGGGUGCUCGCAUGCGCCCGAAACUGCGCGCCGCUGUCACCCGUGGUGUCAAAGGCUAGCGCGGGCUCCCUGGAGGUUCUCCAGCUGCACAGCUGCCGCAACCUGCCCCGCACGCUGCUGGAUGCGCGCGACAACAAGGGCUGGCGGGUGCUGGGCGCGGCGGCGGGCAGCGGGUCGCAGCCCGUGGGGCAGGUCCGCGUGGAUGGACCCACCAUCCUGGUGCUAGGUAGCGAGGGCUUCGGCCUGCGCACCAACGUCCGCCGCGCCUGCAGCGGCCUGGUCCGUGUGGACAUGGCGCCCCAGGCAGCAACAGGCGCAGUCGCAGCAGCAGCAGGAGCAGCAAACACCUAUAACGACGGGGUGCAGCAGCAGGAGCUGCUUCGUGGCCUGGUGGACUCGUUGAACGUGUCGGUGGCAACAGGCAUCCUGCUGCACUCACUCCUCAACUCGGCAGUGGCAGUGGAAGGGAGGCAGUAGCAGCGGAUGCGAGCGAAACGGGGCUAAGUUGGCUCGGGUGGGAACUGGGCUCGAUGUUUGCCCAGCUUGGGCAACACAGGUUGAAGCUGUGACGUGUCGUCACCGUAACGAGCUGUCGGGGUUAGGAUGGAGGGAUAAAGGAGCGCAGCAGGGGAGCCGCAGCGUGCAGAUUCGGGUGACUUGCAGUCGCCACGAGCUGGGGGCCGUGCCCGUCCCUCAGCGAAUCUAACAGCCAAUGCGAACAUGCGCUGUCUCAGAUACAGGCGACAGCAGCGCGGGCGGGCCCGAGCGCACCCUAUGCAGGCCUACUUAUGCUGCUAAGCGAGGACGCGUUUGCGCACGAGGGGAGGGCGUAGUUAGGAAUGCUUCCCUGUACUUUGGCACUUUGAGACGAUGAAGGCUGGCGAGAGCGGAGGUGGCGGUGCUCAAGAAACUGUGUGCCGUGUUUGCUUUCGGGCAGGACGUUGACAACUGACGAGGUUUUUAUCGUAGGCACGACUAGGGGGUCAUGCAGGGGCUAUUGAUCUAGGUGUCUUAGAUGCGGGAGUUCCCGUGGGUUCAAACAUGCGAGGGCAUGCGUGACGCGGUUUGGUGCCUUGAGGGGACUGGCUUGCAGGCGACAGUGCGGGCCAGUGGAGGAGGGGUUAUGAGAACGCUUGUUAGGACUAUGGUGAGCAUAAGGAUUAUGGUGAG